GUCCCGCCUCCUUCCUCCUCCUGGUCCCCGCUUCCGGGGCACCGGGAGGCGCCAUGACGGGCCGCGGGGCUCCCAGCCGCUUCUUGGCGGCCGUGCUGGGCAGCGGCCUGGGCCGCUCCGUGCGGCAGCUGCAGCGCCUGCAGCUCGUCUUCAGCCCCGCCGCGCCCGACGCCCGCGGGGCCAGGCAGUUCGUGGAGGAGGCGGCGGCGGAGUUCGCCCGGAGGCACCCCGAGGUGGUGCUGUACGUGCGGCCCGGCGGGGGGCCCGCGCCCGUGCUGCUGGCGGAGUACCUGAACGGGACGGUGCGGGAGGAGCUCAUCGCCAACAAGACGAGCGAGGAGAUCGCCCAGCUCGCCACCAAGCUGGCCUGCCAGUCCGGUCUGGGCAUCAUGCGCAUCCGCAAGCCCUUCCACACCGAUAACCCCAGCGUGCAGGGCCAGUGGCACCCGCUCACCAACAAGCCCCCUGCCCUCCUCGUGCGGGGUCCCCGCCUGACACCCCCCCAAUAAAGCCUUGAUCCCCCCC
Messenger RNA from Cygnus olor (mute swan), 525 nucleotides. It is a transcript of the gene MRPL43, whose product is annotated as mitochondrial ribosomal protein L43. Bases 54 to 509 code for a protein of 151 amino acids. Gene Ontology annotation, biological process: mitochondrial translation. Lineage: Eukaryota; Metazoa; Chordata; Aves; Anseriformes; Anatidae. Gene Ontology annotation, molecular function: structural constituent of ribosome. The transcript has 3 exons. The record is from RefSeq and is a predicted model, not a curated record. Gene Ontology annotation, cellular component: mitochondrial large ribosomal subunit.